Messenger RNA from Poecile atricapillus (Black-capped chickadee), 2462 nucleotides. It is a transcript of the gene RECQL, whose product is annotated as RecQ like helicase. Gene Ontology annotation, biological process: double-strand break repair via homologous recombination. Bases 466 to 2451 code for a protein of 661 amino acids. Gene Ontology annotation, cellular component: chromosome; cytoplasm. The record is from RefSeq and is a predicted model, not a curated record. The transcript has 15 exons. NCBI's taxonomy places the organism in Eukaryota, Metazoa, Chordata, Aves, Passeriformes, Paridae. Gene Ontology annotation, molecular function: 3'-5' DNA helicase activity; nucleic acid binding; four-way junction helicase activity.
AUAAAGGAUAAAGGAUAAAAGAUAAAAGAUAAAGGAUAAAAGAUAAAAGAUGCAGGAGCGCGGCCGGCAUUAACAGCGGGCAGUUGUGGGAGUUAUCGGCCCGAGCCAGGGCUGAGCCCGCUGCACGGGAGGACACGGCAGCGAGGCGCGGUGGUGUCCUGCAUGCUGUGGCAGCCUCUAUCCCUUCCUCCAUCCAUCCCGCUCCAUCCUGCACCCGCCGGGCAGCGCCUUCCCUGCCUGUCCGUGUGUCCGUCCAUCUAUCCUGGCCCGUCCUGCAGCCCUAGCGACUGGCUGCUUCCGGCCUGGCAAGCACCGUGCCCGCAGCUGGCGUGUGGGUGAGGAAUGCUGAGAAUAUUCCACUGUAUGGAUUUGUAUACGGCUUCCAUGUCAUAUUCACGCUACAUGCGUUGACAGUUGCUUGGUUAAAUAAGACCUCCUAGAGAUAACGUUAUUUAAUCUCCAAAGAUGACAGCUGUUGCAGUGCUAGAGGAGGUGCUGGUGUCCAUUGAGAAUGAGCUGCAAGCAGUGGAGAUGCAGAUACAGGAGCUUGUGGAUAAGCAGCAGGAGCUCCUUCAAAAGAAGACAAGAAUAAAGAAUCUGAUAAAACAGUCCUCAGGAGACCUGGAGGCAGGUGGAAGUAAAGACACUGAAACCUCAGCUGAGGAAUGGAACAAAACAGAUUUUCCAUGGUAUGAGAAGAUAAAAACUGCACUGCAGAGCAAAUUUAAACUCCAGAAGUUUAGAUCACUGCAACUUGAAACAGUAAAUGCUGCAAUGGCAGGAAAGGAUAUAUUUCUUGUCAUGCCUACAGGUGGAGGGAAGAGCCUUUGUUACCAGUUACCAGCUGUCUGUUCUGAGGGUUUCACACUGGUGAUAUGUCCUUUGAUAUCGCUCAUGGAAGAUCAGCUCAUGGUUUUGGAACAGCUUGGUAUCUCUGCAGCUUUAUUAAAUGCCUCAAGCAGCAAGGAACAUGUGAAGUGGGUCCACAUGGAAAUGCUGAAGAAGAAUUCACAGCUGAAGCUCAUUUAUGUGACCCCUGAGAAGAUUGCAAAGAGCAAAAUGUUCAUGUCCAAGCUGGAGAAGGCUUAUCAGGCCGGGUGCCUGGCUCGCAUUGCUGUGGAUGAGGUGCAUUGCUGCAGUCAGUGGGGCCACGAUUUCAGGCCUGACUACAAGUCUCUUGGUAUCCUGAAAAGACAGUUUCCUAAUACUCCCUUGAUUGGAUUGACAGCAACAGCUACCAAUCAUGUUUUAAAGGAUGCUCAGAAUAUUUUGCAUGUUCAGAAGUGCAUUACCUUUACUGCUUCCUUCAACAGGCCCAACCUUUACUAUGAGGUUCGGCAUAAGCCUUCAAAUAACGAAGAUUUCAUUGAGGACAUAGUUAAGACCAUUAAUGGAAGAUACAAAGGACUGUCAGGAAUUGUGUACUGCUUUUCUCAGAAGGAUUCUGAGCAAGUUACUGUGAGUUUGCAGAAACUGGGAAUCAAGGCAGGGACUUACCAUGCAAACAUGGAUGCUAAAUAUAAAACCAAAGUUCAUAAAGGAUGGGCAACAAAUCAAAUCCAGGUUGUAGUGGCAACUGUUGCUUUUGGCAUGGGAAUUGAUAAACCUGAUGUGAGGUUUGUAAUUCACCACUCUAUGAGCAAGUCCAUGGAAAACUACUACCAAGAGAGUGGACGUGCAGGUAGAGAUGACCAAAAAGCUGACUGCAUUCUGUAUUAUGGGUUUGGAGAUAUAUUCAGAAUCAGCUCCAUGGUGGUGAUGGAAAAUGUUGGCCAAGAAAAGCUGUAUGAUAUGGUAUCUUAUUGCCAAAAUAUGAGCAGGUGUCGCCGGGUGCUCAUAGCCCACCACUUUGAUGAGGUGUGGGAUUCUGCAAACUGCAACAGAAUGUGUGAUAACUGCUGUAGAGAGAAUGCAUGUGAGAAGAUGGAUAUAACAGGAUACUGCAGGGAUAUAAUAAAGAUCCUCGAGCAAGCUGACAGCAUGAGUGAGAAACUCACCCCACUGAAAUUAAUUGAUGCCUGGUCUGGGAAAGGUGUGUCCAAAUUCAGGGUGUCUGAAGUUACUCCACCCAAGCACCCUCGAGAGGAGCUGGAAAGAAUUAUUGCCCAUUUACUGCUGCAGCAGUAUCUGAAGGAGGAUUUCAGCUUCACAGCCUUUGCUACAAUAUCCUACCUGAAGGUGGGCCCGAAAGCCCGGCUGCUGAAAAACGAGGGACACGUCAUCACCAUAGAAGGGAUAACAAACAGGAAAAGUGUUUUCAAGGUCAAACCAUCUCAAUCUUCAAAUUCAAAAGGAAGCAGAGAAAAUGCCCAGACUGGAUCAAAGACUGUCCAAGAGCCACUGGUGAAGAAAUCACAGGAACAUAAGCGACCCAGCUGUGGUCCUAACUUAAAAGCAAAGAAGCCUAAGCUUCAGGCAGGUGGAAAUGACCAACCAGUAAUUAUUGACUGAGUGUCAAAGAC